Messenger RNA from Adineta steineri, 375 nucleotides. Lineage: Eukaryota; Metazoa; Rotifera; Eurotatoria; Adinetida; Adinetidae. The record is from the annotation of a GenBank genome assembly.
AUGUAUCGAUCAUCAAUUCUUCUAUUUCUUCUUAUUACUAUUUUAAUGAUAUCAUUUACAAAUGGAAAGAAUAUAACAGAUCAAAAACAACAACAACCAUCAAUAUCUACACAUAAACCAGUUAGUAUUAAAAUAUGUGGUUUAGCUUUAAUUCGUAUGCUUGAUAUGGUAUGUACAAAAGCAAGACAAUUAUUAAUGAAGAAUGGAAUAUUAUCUUCGUCAUCACCACCACAAGCUAAAAGACAAUUUAAUAUUGAAGACGAUCCAUAUUCACGUACAGUUUCAGUUACUGACUAUUCACAAUUUAAUGAUACCUUGGUUGGUGAUUGUUGUCUUCAAGCUUGUACAUUGAAAAUAUUAUUAAAAUAUUGUUAA